AUGGCACCGAUAGCGACGCAGUACAUUUUUAAAUGUUGAGCAAUAAAAAAUAACAAAGACCGCAGCAAUCGUCGUGACUGCGCGGACAAAGGGGAAAGACGUGGAAAAAUGCACAGAUCGCGGCCAGUGCAUUUAACAAUGUGGAGAAGUAUCGAUGCGUAAAAAACCAAAUGCGGCAGCCCCAGCCAUCAAGACCCACGCCAACACCUCAAUAGAAAAAGUAGCAGCAACAGCAAACAAAAAUAUAUAACAGAGAAAUCAAAAUAAAAGGCAGCAGCCCCUUUGCGACGCUUCUGAUUGCGCUGGAUUGUGUGUGUGAGAGUUGACGAAUGCGGAAGAAGGAGCCGUGCAACAGGAAACGGAAAGAAGGAGAAUAGCACCACAAACGGGAACCGGAACAGCAAUAAAAACAUUUACAAUAUACAACAAAUACAGAGAUAGAAAGAAACAAAGAAACAAAUAAACAAACACCGCCUUAGCCUUAGUAAAAUACAACGACAAGAAGAGGACAAGAGAGACCGAGAUCGAGAUCGAGACCGACUUCAUCAAAAGCACUAUCCUAACCUUAUCAAAUCCCAAAUUCAAAAGUCAAUCAAAAGCUAAAGCUACAAAUAUGUCGUCACCCAGUGCUGGAAAGCGUCGCAUGGACAAUGACGUGAUCAAACUGAUUGAAUCAAAACACGAGGUCACCAUUCUCGGGGGCCUCAACGAGUUCCAUGUGAAAUUCUUUGGCCCGUCGGAAACACCCUACGAGGGCGGUGUGUGGAAGGUUCGCGUCUAUCUGCCGGAUAACUAUCCCUUCAAGUCGCCGAGCAUUGGGUUCGUGAACAAGAUCUACCAUCCGAACAUUGACGAAUCGUCUGGCACGGUCUGUCUAGAUGUGAUCAAUCAGGCCUGGACGGCCCUGUACGACCUAUCGAACAUAUUCGAGUCGUUUUUGCCGCAGCUGCUCACAUAUCCGAAUCCGGUGGAUCCGCUCAAUCGGGAUGCCGCCGCCCUGUACCUGCACGAGCCGGAAGAGUACCAUCGCAAGGUGGCCGACUAUGUGCAACGCUAUGCCACCGAGGAUGCGCUGCGGGCGGCGCAACAGGAGCGAGAGAGCAGCGAUAGCGAGUCGAGCAUGUCCGACUACAGUGAGGAUGAGGCCCGGGACAUGGAGUUAUAAUAUCGGUUUAACUCUAAUCAAAUACCAUUAACAUUAACGACAAAUGCCUAAUACUAAUGCUUUAGCGCAGCUCUUCUCUCUCUCUCUCUCGCCCUGCAUCUCUCCCUUUUUGAGUAUGACGAUGACGAUCUUUCAAACCAGCAAAUCAACAGCAAACGGCAACAAAAUUAUACAUAUAUACAUCUAUAUAUAUAUAUAUAUAUAUAUAUAGGAAUGAUAAUUGAAUUUUAAGAUAGAGAGUGAGGCGACAAUGCACAUGCAUACCAUAUGUAUGUAUAUAUAUAUAUAUAUA
Molecule: messenger RNA, 1457 nt
Organism: Drosophila miranda
Lineage: Eukaryota; Metazoa; Arthropoda; Insecta; Diptera; Drosophilidae
Gene: UbcE2H
Product: ubiquitin-conjugating enzyme E2 H
Exons: 2
Coding region: 614-1165 (183 amino acids)
Biological process (GO): protein polyubiquitination; ubiquitin-dependent protein catabolic process
Cellular component (GO): nucleus
Molecular function (GO): ubiquitin conjugating enzyme activity
Source: RefSeq, a predicted model, not a curated record